AUACUAAAAUAGUACUUCUCUCUCAAUUAAACCUUUUUUUUUUUUUUAAUUUGACAAAUUUAAGCUUAGAGAGGGUGCGUCGUGCGAGGGUGUGUUGUGUUGACAUCGGCGGUGCUCGAGGAAGAGAAAGAAAAUGGGAAAGAGAGAAAAGAAACAGAGGCACCAUCAACACAGAAGCAGAGGACCUUCUUACUUUAAUACAGAAGAAGAAGAUGGUGAUUUUGACUCCCCACAAAGCUUACCAUCUUCGUCUUUCCUUGAACAAGACCCAGAGCCAGAAGAAGGUGGUUUGGAUGAUGAAGAAGAAGAGGAGGAGGAGAAUAAUGACGCAAAACCAUCCAUUGAUAGUCCCUCAAAGUUUCUUCUUUACCAACAAUCCGUACAGUCACCCAAAGGAGACAUAAGUUAUUUGCAGAAGUUCUUUUUGAUGUAUGUUGGUGGAAGGUUGCCUCUCCAUUUCCAGGAGGAUUUUUGUGGAACUGCUCUUCUUAGUACAGAAUGGCUUCGAAGUGACUCAAGGCGGACUGCUGUAGGAGUGGAUUUGGACCUUGAGGCACUAAAUUGGUGCAUGGAGAACAACAUAAACAGAAUUGGAGCUGAUGGAUAUUCCCGAAUAUCCCUCUUUCAUGGAAACAUCUUGCAACCUUCUGAGGCCAAACUAGUCAGGUUUGAGCCCCAAGAACUUAUAAGUAGCAUUAAACUGAAAGAGCAUGAAGACUAUCGAGAGAGUACUGCGCUAGAUUGUACUGCCCAAGCAGGCUUAUCUGAUUCUACUAGUGAUAAGUUCUUGAAGAAAAACUUUCAGUUACCAGCAAGAGAUAUCGUGUGUGCUUUUAACUAUAGCUGCUGUUGCCUCCAUAAACGAGCAGAUCUUGUUUUGUAUUUCAAACAUGUCCAUGAUGCAUUGUCCAAAAAGGGUGGCAUAUUUGUAAUGGAUUUAUAUGGAGGAACAUCAUCAGAACGCAGGCUAAGGCUCCAGAGGAGAUUUCCAAAUUUCACGUAUAUCUGGGAGCAAGCUGAAUUUGACAUAAUUGAGCGCAAAACAAGGAUUAGCCUCCAUUUUCAUCUUAAGCAGCAGCAGAAAAAACUUCGCCAUGCAUUCUCAUAUAGCUGGAGGCUGUGGUCAUUGCCAGAGAUCAAAGACUGUUUAGAAGAGGCUGGAUUUCAAUCCAUCCACUUUUGGCUUCGUCAGAUGCCAGACAGUGAAGAAAAUAGGAGCACAGAGGGAUUUGGCGUUGGUCGAGACAUAAAGUAUGAGGAAGUCAGAAAUUUUGAACAGGAAGAUUCUUGGAAUGCCUAUAUUGUUGCCGUUGCAAACUAAAAGUAAUUCUGGCUUCAUUUUUUCAAGUUAAUCUUGUCAUGCUAUAUAAAUUGCUACUCUCAGUCUCAGCUAAAGGUUUUGAAAUGAUCACUUCGACUAGAUUCUACAGAGCUGUUUUCUGCCUUUUACUCUGUACUAAUCACUCGUUGGAAAUCUAAUUUUUUGAAUGAUAUUUCAUAAUUUCAAAUUUAGAGCAUAAA
Jatropha curcas is the source of this 1521-nucleotide messenger RNA. Its product is annotated as S-adenosyl-L-methionine-dependent methyltransferases superfamily protein. The record is from RefSeq and is a predicted model, not a curated record. NCBI's taxonomy places the organism in Eukaryota, Viridiplantae, Streptophyta, Magnoliopsida, Malpighiales, Euphorbiaceae.